AUGGCAGGUGGGAAAGGCCACCAUAUAAGAUGGAAUGAAAGCUCACUCAAUGUAACAAUCUUACCACACAACUCCAUGGAAACUCUCCGGAGAAAGAGCGGUUCCGGUGACAAGUUUUCUUUCCCUAUCAUCCCAAUUCAAGACCAACAAUUUGAGUUCGAGUUCGGUUGUGUCACGCCGGGCUCGCCGAAUUCUCCGGCUGAUCACCUGUUCUUCAAUGGCCAGCUUUUACCCCAUCCUUUUCCGCUUCAAGCGACAAACAUUACUGGUAUUUAUUCUCGAUCCACGAGUAGAACAAGCACUGUAAGCAGCAAGGACUCUCUGAUGUCGUCACGGAGCAAUAGUACUAACAGUAGGAGUAGCAGCUGCAGUAGUGCAAGAACAAGCACAAGUGAGGCAUCUGAGAGGAAAGCAAUGGGUCAGGCCAAGUUUUCCGGUAAAACGGCGGUGAAAAAUAGGCUUGUUUUGAAUCAUCAAUAUGGGUCUUCUAGGAGGUGGCAGUUCAUUACGCCGGCACCGGUUGUGAAGCACCAAAUUUCAUGCCGGAAAAGAGCUGAAGCAGCGGUGCAAGACGAGUUGAGAGCAAAGAAAGAAGCAAGGGACAAGACCGGUGGGUUUGGCCGGAGAUUUUUCAGGUCAUUUGUGUCAGCAUGCAGAGAAUGUCACGCCAUGAAUCCUCCAAAGAGGGACACUGUCCUGCAAGAAACUAUGUAAUUGCUGGAGUACUUCAAUAGUUAAUGAGUCCAGCCAAUUCCUUUUCAAAUAAUUUUGCUUAGGUUUGUACCCAAUUUACCUCACGCCUCAAUACACGAGGCUCUCGCAAAUGCCCGAGAACUAAGGAGUAUCAUGUGUACGCACAACUCAAUACACAAGGCUCGCGCAAAUAUCCGAGAGCUAAGGAGUAUCAUAUGUACGCACGCAGCUUACCCGCAUCCAGAGAAGUUGACUUAACCGAGUGUCUUUUUUUUUUUUUUUUGGCAUUGUGUGGUUAGCAUUUCAAAGUUUCUAGAAGUAAAAACUAGUUCAGUUGUU
Molecule: messenger RNA, 1032 nt
Organism: Ilex paraguariensis (yerba mate)
Lineage: Eukaryota; Viridiplantae; Streptophyta; Magnoliopsida; Aquifoliales; Aquifoliaceae
Source: the annotation of a GenBank genome assembly